AUGUUUUGGGGCUUUGGUUUGCAGCAUGCUUUGCAAAGAAUCUUCGAAAAAAGACUAAUCAUUGAAAGUGAUGAGGAGACUCGUACGCAGGAGGAGCAUGAAAAGCAGAAGAUUGGCCAUCGGCGAAUUGAUCGCCAAGGCGAGGUACACAUUUACUGCAUGAGCGGGUCACAAUCAACACCAUCGCACAGUUACGGCGAUUUCCGAUUUCAAACUUAUGCACCGAUUGCAUUUCGAACUUUUCGAGAUCUUUUCCUUAUCAAAACUGCUGAUUUUUUGCGAUCUAUAUGCAUGUUUCCACUGAAAGAACUGUCAAAUGCUGGGGCGUCAGGCUCAAUAUUUUAUGUCUCGCAAGAUGAUCAGUUUAUUAUCAAAACAGUGCAAUCCAAAGAAGCAGAAUUUUUGAAAAAGUUGCUUCCUGGUUACUACAUGGUUAGUUUUGUGUUGCUUUGA
Gongylonema pulchrum is the source of this 453-nucleotide messenger RNA. The record is from the annotation of a GenBank genome assembly. NCBI's taxonomy places the organism in Eukaryota, Metazoa, Nematoda, Chromadorea, Rhabditida, Gongylonematidae.